AUGAAUAGAUUAAGGAUAUACACACCGAUUUUUAGGUCUACAAUAGUUAAGCCGGCUGUUUUCAGACCAUAUGCUUUUAUUGUAUCGAGAGGCAUACACACCACAGGCAAAUUAUUUCAGAUGCAACAUCAACAACAGCCAUCUGUUCCAGACCAAUCAUCUAUUGAAAAGCAAAGGGAAUGGGUAGAUAGACUUGCAAGAGAAAGAGAAGAACGUCAAAAGUAUAGAAAUAGAACAGCAACGUAUUAUACUGCAUCAUUAGGGAUUUUCUUUUUGGCAUUAGCAUUUUCUGCGGUGCCAAUUUAUCGAGCCAUCUGUCAACGUACUGGGUGGGGUGGAAUACCAAUUACUGAUAGUACAAAAUUCACUCCUGAUAAGUUGAUCCCUGUCGAUACCAACAAACGUAUCCGUAUACAGUUUACUUGUCAGUCAUCGGGAAUAUUACCAUGGAAAUUUACCCCUUUACAACGUGAGGUUUAUGUUGUACCUGGUGAAACUGCUUUAGCAUUCUAUCGAGCCAAGAAUAUGAGUAAAGAAGACAUUAUCGGUAUGGCAACGUAUUCUAUUUCACCAGAUAAUGUCGCUGGAUAUUUCAAUAAGAUUCAAUGUUUUUGCUUUGAAGAACAACGAUUGAGUGCUGGGGAAGAAGUAGAUAUGCCUGUGUUCUUCUUUAUUGAUCCUGAUUUUGCUAAAGAUCCAGCAAUGAGAAAUAUUGAUGAUGUGGUUUUGCAUUAUUCGUUCUUCAAAGCCCAUUAUUCCGAUGGUGAGUUGGCAGCGGCACCUAUUGGGAAUAUGGAAAUGAAAGCCAGUGUGGUUAGUUAA
Molecule: messenger RNA, 822 nt
Organism: Candida albicans SC5314
Lineage: Eukaryota; Fungi; Ascomycota; Pichiomycetes; Serinales; Debaryomycetaceae
Gene: COX11
Product: Cox11p
Exons: 1
Coding region: 1-822 (273 amino acids)
Cellular component (GO): mitochondrial inner membrane
Molecular function (GO): copper ion binding
Source: RefSeq, a predicted model, not a curated record